AUGGAGGGUUACAGCAACAACGGUGAGAUGUUGAGUUGUAAGGAUAUGGCUAAGUUAGCUGAAAAAGCUAUAAGUUUAGCCGAAAUUGAAAAUGUUUCCUAUACAUUAAAAAAAGGUGGGCUUUUUAGCCACGAAACAAUACACGAUUUACUGAAUGGUGCUAUUUUACUGGUUCCUUAUGAUGCAGAUUUCAAUCACUCCCCUUGCCUCAGGCAUGGCCAUACAGCUCACUGGGCACUAGUUUGUGGAGUUAUCAUUAUUGAAGACCCAGGCGAGUCCUACAUUUCAAAACCCAGUAAUGUCUAUGUUCUCUGCAGACAUGGAAAAUCUAGAUUUCUUGCUGCAUGGACAUUGGAAGAGCUGCACAAAAGUAAUAUGAACCUGUGGGAAUUCUCACCAAAGAAAGCCGAAGAUGGUCUCUUGUAUGUGGUUCCUGAAGGCGGUUUAAGGUCGAAACGGAGUGUUCCAAAUGGCUCGGAGAUUAUGAAGGGCUGCUUGAAGUAUCGCGCCAACAAACGCUUCGCCACA
Iphiclides podalirius (scarce swallowtail) is the source of this 528-nucleotide messenger RNA. Lineage: Eukaryota; Metazoa; Arthropoda; Insecta; Lepidoptera; Papilionidae. The record is from the annotation of a GenBank genome assembly.